AUGAAACUCGAGAAGCAAGCUGAAACAACAAUGAAAAUACAGGAAGAAUACGCAAAUAAUAACUUACUUCCAGUGAAUGUAAACAAGACUAAGGCAAUGUUGGUGCAUGAUAUCGUCGCUCCACAAUAUCCUAAAAUCAAAUACAAAGAAAAUAAAAUUGAAUUCGUGAAACGUUUCAAAUAUUUAGGUGUUGAAAUCACGACAAAAUUGGGUUGGGGCAUCUACAUCGAGAAACGGCUGAAAAAGGCUAGAAAAAUAUUUAAUGCUCUUCGAAUAAUAUUCACGAAAAUACCUAUCUACCUAUACAAAAUGAGAAGGAAAUUAUGCCUUGCUUACGGUUUGCCACAAAUAAUCUGGUUGUUCUCAUGCUGGUUUUUUUAUACCGAAAUUCAACAAAGAGAUAUCGACCAUUUGUACUGCUCGGGACUUCAACUGGUGUACAACCUUACGCAAUGGGAUGACUUAACUGUUUACAUUAUAACGAGGGAGUCUUCACUAAGUGACUACUUGUUCAAAUAUUGGACUAAAUUCAAUGCACACUUGAACAAAUCUCCAGAAGCAAAUCUUUACCAACAAACAUUCAGUGCCUAUCUCGCUGCAAAAACGCCUCAAAGAGCAUGGUAUCUCAGUAUGGGCUUACGAAAGAAUGACAAAUAUGUUGUACGUUUCUCCAAGAGAGCCCGACACUCGAAAAUUGACGUGAGUAAUUUCCUAAUUGAUCAUCAUCAGCAAUAUGGCAGGUUUCGGUUGGAUUCGGCAAGUUUCUUGGCGCCGGAUUCCGGUCGGAAGUUUCGAGGAAGUAUCCGGCCGGUUCCAGACGGUUUCCGACUCAAGAAUCCGACGCCAAGGAAAUCAUCGGAAAGCAAACUUAAUCGAUCGGAACCGACCGGGUCACAAUGA
Messenger RNA from Adineta ricciae, 900 nucleotides. The record is from the annotation of a GenBank genome assembly. NCBI's taxonomy places the organism in Eukaryota, Metazoa, Rotifera, Eurotatoria, Adinetida, Adinetidae.